This is a messenger RNA of Neltuma alba, 2643 nucleotides long. Its product is annotated as la-related protein 1C. Lineage: Eukaryota; Viridiplantae; Streptophyta; Magnoliopsida; Fabales; Fabaceae. Bases 298 to 1893 code for a protein of 531 amino acids. Gene Ontology annotation, molecular function: RNA binding. The transcript has 6 exons. The record is from RefSeq and is a predicted model, not a curated record.
CAAAGAGAGAGAAUAAAAAGCGAGGGGGUAGAGAGAGAGAGACAGACAGACGGACAAGAGAAAGAAAGUAAGAGCAGCGCGGAGCCUCCGUUCCCCUAUACGCCUUCUCUCUCAAGCCAAACCUCUUCCCUGCGAUCUGAUCGCUCAAUUUUUGGAAACACUACUUUGCUGCAUUCAUUGCGAGUUUGUUUCAAACCCUAAAUCACACUUCCCCAGAUCAAUUUUUUCCCAAGAAUCUUUCAUUUUACUCUCGUCGAUCAUCUCAUCGACGGCCUCCUUCUUUAGACUAACCCUAAAAUGGCCAUGAGUGGUACUGCUUCCAAUCAUUCUCCACGACAUUCCCCUGAUAACGUUGACAGUCCUCAAUCACGGCGUGCAGUGAGGCCUGUUGUUUCUUCGCCGUGGAACCAGGUUGUUCGCGGUGAAUCGGAGCCAACUGCUGCUGCUCCUUUGUCUCCGUCGCCUCCGGCGACGCUGGUUGAAUCUUCCCCGGUCGUUCCGCCGUCUUUGCCGAUGGACGAUUCGAGCUCUGUCGGCGAGAGCUUGGACAACGGUAGCGUCCCGAAUGGCAAUACGGGUAAGAGACCUGCUUGGAACAAGCCGUCCAAUGGGGCUGAUUCUGAAGCUAAGCCGGUCAUGGGAGCUGUGUCUUGGCCCGCCUUAUCGGAAUCUACCAGAGCAACGAUGAAGUCGUCUACUGAAUCACCCAAAGGUGGAGUGGAUGGAUCGUCUGUAUCCCAAUUGCAGGGUGCUGGAAUCACACCUUCCUCUUCAAUAAGACAAGUUAGUGAUAAUGCAAACCCAAACAAUGUGGUGCCAACUCGCCAGAAAUCAAUAAAACGAAAUGGUCCAAACGCAUCAUUUAAUGGUGGCCACCAGCAACAAUCUGCACCUCAAGGUCAAAUAACUGCAACGGGUUUCCACAACACCUCUCCAAAGGACCAUACACAAAGAAGUGGAUAUGUGUCUCAAAACCAUAAUGUACAUGAUCACCCACAACAGCGUAAUUCAUUUAGGAAUCGUAAUGGUGGUCCUCAUCAGCGCGGAGAUGGUACUCAUCAUCAUAAUUAUGGUAGCAGGCGUGAACAAGAUCGUGGAAAUCAAGAUUGGAAUACUUACCGUAAUUUUAAUGGUAGAGACUCUCAUAUGUCUCCAAGAGUUUUUCCAAGAUUUAUGAGGCCACCUCCUCCUCCUCCUCCACCUACUUCUGGUCAAUUUAUUCCCCCACCACCAGUGCGACCUUUUGGUGGCCCUGUGGGAUUUCCUGAGUUAACACCUCCAGUGGUAUAUGUAGCAGCUCCACCCCCAGAUUCAAUUAGAGGUGUUCCUUUUGCACCACCAUUGCCACCUCAUGCUAUGUUUUUUUCAGCUCCUGAUCUUCAGUUACCUGCUAAAAUAGUCAACCAGAUUGACUACUAUUUUAGUGGUGAGAAUUUAAUUAAAGAUACAUACUUGCGGCUGAACAUGGAUGAACAGGGUUGGGUCCCAAUAAAAUUAAUAGCAGGCUUCAAGAAAGUCAUGCAGUUGACGGACAACGUCCAGCUUAUAUUAGACGCUCUUCGAACUUCAUCUGUUGUUGAAGUGCAGGGUGACAAAAUAAGGAGAAAAUUUGAUUGGAAGAGAUGGAUCAUGCCUACUUCUGUUCCUCCUGAUGUCAUGGGCUCCCAAAGUCCUGGAAAGGUUAGUCACGACAUGCUGCUAGCAGUACGAAAUAUUUCCUUGGAUCAUAAAACUAGCAAUGAUGCUGUGGGACAAUUAGAUAUUCCAUCUGACGCUUCACAGAAUAAAUCUUCAUUUGGGGAUUUGAACAACCAGCUGCAGCUUUCCACUGCUGAGGGAACUAAUGAAGUUGGAAUUCAAGGAUCUGAUCACUCUAUUUAUGCAAGAAAUUAGCUGUAGAUGUGCUUUAGCCCAAAUUUUGAGAAGAAUAUUCUUCAGAGGGAGUUGGGAAACAGGAAUUUAAGAGUGAUCUCACGAAAUUUUCACAGAUAAAGACUUCGCAGAAGGAGCAAUUGGAUAUAUGAUAUUUUCCGUGGUAUUUAGGAAGAUGCUAUUGAGAAGACAGAGCAAAAGAUAACAAGGAAGGAAAACUAGUGGUAAACCACCCCAUAAAAAAGGCACGUUUUUCCUCUUUAUAUAUGGAGCUAGUGGCAUGACUCUAUUAAUUGCCUUUUUUUUUUAAUGGGGUACGACUCUUUGAUGUUGGGAUGGUUGUUACUUCAAUCUGGGGAUUUUUAUUUUGCUUCCCCUCACUGCCCCUCAGCUGCUUUUUAUAAUCUUUGGGGUCGGCAUUACACGUGAGAUUGUGAGUGUUGAAUGAUUGGGCCACACAGUUCGUUAACUAGCUCUUUCCUCUGAAGAUAAGAAAAGGAGUAAAGAUGACUCUGCUGCUGGAGCUUGUCCUACAAUUGCAUUUUGUCCUUUUUUGGGUCACGUUACAUUCAAAAUGACAUUGAUGUUUACAUGCUUUUUAGACUUUAUGGAAUUAAACGUGCACAAAUUUUGAAGCAUAAAUGCCCUCAGUGGGCAGAUGAAAACUUAAAUUAUUCUAUCCAGGUUUUAGCUGGAUGAUGUUGGGGUUUUUAUCAAUUUGGACUUUGAUGUUGCAUGUUUCUUAAUUCCCACCUCUUGGUUAUUUUGUUA